This is a messenger RNA of Lodderomyces beijingensis, 2397 nucleotides long. NCBI's taxonomy places the organism in Eukaryota, Fungi, Ascomycota, Pichiomycetes, Serinales, Debaryomycetaceae. The record is from the annotation of a GenBank genome assembly.
AUGUUGAGUUUGAGGGCUCGUCAAGCUGUGAAAGCUUCCAAAAUACCCAAAAGAAGCCUUGCAACGCAAGCAUUCAGCCAUCCAGUGCCGCAAGAAUACCAAUCGAGAACACCGCCGUAUGCCAAACUCAUAGAUAAGUUAGCCACCGUGAAAAAGAUUGUUAACGAGCAGCCCCUCACGUUGGCGGAAAAGAUCCUUUACUCCCACUUGUGCGACCCAAAUGAAAGUCUAACUUCAUCCAACUUGGCAGAUAUCCGCGGCCAGCAGUAUUUGAAGCUCAAUCCCGAUCGAGUAGCGAUGCAGGACGCUUCAGCCCAAAUGGCCUUGUUGCAGUUUAUGACUUGCGGCAUGAGCUCCACCGCGGUGCCCGCCUCGAUCCACUGCGACCAUUUGAUUGUUGGCAAAGACGGAGCAGAAGAAGAUUUGGUGAAGUCGAUCGCUACCAACAAGGAGGUGUUUGAUUUCUUGCAGAGUUGUGGUGACAAGUACGGCAUUCAGUUCUGGGGGCCCGGCUCCGGUAUCAUCCACCAGAUUGUGUUGGAAAACUUUAGUGCGCCCGGUUUGAUGAUGUUGGGCACCGAUUCCCAUACUCCCAAUGCCGGGGGGUUGGGCGCUAUAGCCAUUGGUGUUGGUGGUGCCGAUGCUGUUGAUGCCUUGACUGGCACCCCGUGGGAAUUGAAGGCUCCAAAGAUCAUGGGUGUCAAGUUGACGGGCCGCUUGUCCGGUUGGACAUCACCCAAAGACGUCAUCACUAAAUUGGCAGGAGAGUUGACUGUCCGCGGCGGUACUGGUUACAUUGUCGAGUAUUUUGGUGACGGAGUUGAGAAUUUGUCAUGCACGGGAAUGGCCACCAUUACAAACAUGGGGGCCGAAAUUGGUGCUACAACUUCGAUUUUCCCCUACCAAGAGGCUCAUAAACGUUAUUUGAUCCACACAAACAGAGAACCAAUUGCCGCAGCUGCUGACGCGGUAAAUAAACAAUUCAAAUUCUUGAGGGCCGAUGAAGGUGCCACAUAUGAUAAAGUGGUUGAAAUCAACUUGUCGGAGUUGGAGCCACACGUGAAUGGUCCAUUCACCCCGGACUUGUCUACCCCUAUUUCGAAAUUUGGCGAAACGGCCCAACGUGAAGGAUGGCCUCAAACCGUUUCCGCUGGUUUAAUUGGCUCAUGCACAAACUCGUCGUAUCAAGACAUGUCAAGGGCGGUAUCGAUAAUCAAGCAAGCGGAAGCAGCAGGGUUAAAGCCCAAAAUCCCAUUUUUCGUGACCCCGGGCUCGGAGCAGAUCCGCGCCACCAUAGAGCGAGAUGGACUCAUUGAGACAUUUGAACAGAAUGGAGCCAUCGUGUUGGCCAACGCUUGUGGUCCAUGUAUCGGACAAUGGGAUAGAACCGAUGUCCCUAAAACAUCCACCGAUUACAAUGCAAUUUUCACCAGUUUCAACAGAAAUUUCAGAGCUAGAAACGACGGCAAUCGAAACACCAUGAAUUUCUUGACGUCUCCAGAUAUGGUCACCGCCAUGAUCUACUCGGGCGAUGUCCAUUUCAACCCCGUGACGGAUUCAAUCAAUUUACCCAAUGGUUCUACUUUCAAAUUCCAGCCUCCUCAAGGUGAAGACUUGCCGCACGCGGGCUUCAUCAAGGGAAGAAGCGAGUAUUAUCCUGACCCCAACCCGCAACCAAAACCCGAAGUACAAGUCAAUGUCUCUCCUGAAUCCGACAGAUUGCAACUUCUCGAUCCAUUCAAACCAUGGAACGGGCAGGAACUCUCCACCAACGUGCUUUUGAAAGUCGAAGGUAAAUGCACCACCGACCACAUUUCCGCCGCUGGUGCAUGGUUGAAAUACAAGGGCCACUUGGAAAACAUAUCCUACAACACGUUAAUCGGGGCCGUCAAUAAGGAAACGGGCGAAGUCAACAAGGCAUACGACUUGAACGGCGACGCGUACGGCAUCCCUGAAUUGAUGAUGAAAUGGAAGCAGGACCAAAGGCCAUGGAUCGUGGUUGCUGAGCAUAACUACGGCGAAGGCUCAGCUCGAGAACACGCGGCAUUGUCGCCUCGGUUCCUUGGUGGUGAAGUCAUAUUAUGUAAGUCGUUUGCGCGGAUCCACGAGACGAACUUGAAGAAACAGGGGAUGUUGCCGCUUACAUUUGCCAAUGAACAGGACUACGAUUUGAUCUCUGCGGGCGACUUGAUCACUACGCUCGAUUUGAAAGAUAUGAUUGGUAAAGAUGGCGAUAAUGGCGGAGAAUUGAGGUUGAAAGUUACAAAGAAACUGGAUGGGUCCGAGUUUGAGAUUGUUGCUAAGCAUACCAUGUCCAAGGACCAAGUUGACUUCUUUAAGGCCGGCUCGGCUAUUAACCAUAUUGGAAAUUUGAAGAAGAAGUCGACGGCGGCGUAG